This is a messenger RNA of Myripristis murdjan (pinecone soldierfish), 4739 nucleotides long. It is a transcript of the gene tent4b, whose product is annotated as terminal nucleotidyltransferase 4B. The coding region runs from base 359 to 2425 and encodes 688 amino acids. The transcript is spliced from 12 exons. Gene Ontology annotation, cellular component: nucleolus; TRAMP complex. The record is from RefSeq and is a predicted model, not a curated record. NCBI's taxonomy places the organism in Eukaryota, Metazoa, Chordata, Actinopteri, Holocentriformes, Holocentridae. Gene Ontology annotation, molecular function: mRNA binding; poly(A) RNA polymerase activity. Gene Ontology annotation, biological process: RNA 3'-end processing; polyadenylation-dependent ncRNA catabolic process.
GGUCCGCCAUUGAGGGACCCAUGAUCAGGAGGAAAGGGUCAGAAGCGCUUCGACAGGCAGCAGCUGCACGUUUUCUCCAGUCUCUAACCUGAACUUUGCCGUGGACUCGCGUUUUAACUACUUUGCUCACAGUCUCGUCUUAUUUCUCGUGGAUGAUUUUGGUUCACAGCUGUUCGUGCCACCUCCAAGGAACGUGUUUUUAACCAGCAUCCAGAAGUAACGAAGCUGCGAAAACCCUCAGCUAGCAUAACGAGGCUGUAGGCUAGCUAACGUUAGCUGGCUACCUGGCUAGCUUCACACGAGCUGAGCCUUUGCUCGGUGGAGGGGCGGGGGGGCGGUUUGCCUGCAGUGUCGUUUGAUGGAUCCAAGAAUCGCCUGGUUUCAACCAGAACAACGGGGACCCGCUAACAACCUGUGGAUGCAGAUUUGGGAGACGACACAAGGGCUGGGAUAUUUGCAUGUAAAUAACAACUACACUACGGGUUCUCCUAGCACGUCGAGCCUGAAAGCGAGCGUCAACGGGGCGUCGGGGACCGCUCUCUCCGGCAAAAACGGAGCUGUCAACUCCAGCGCCGGCAGCGGUGAAGCCAGGAGUCAGGGGAUGUCGAACUCGAUGGGGGACGGAGAGAUAUCUGAGCAGCGGGACUUUAUACCACUGGAAACUGAUAACAACCACAACAACCGAGCCGCCGGCAGGGGCGGCGGCGGCAGUGGAGGAGGAGGGGUGCAGCAGCAGGGCAGUGGGGUCGCUGUGGUUUGGAGGGGGCUUUCGGACGUAGCCGGACACCCCAACAAAAGGAAAAGAGACAACAAGGCUAGCACUUUCGGAUUCAAUUCUAGCCUCUUGCACAGUGGCAGCAGCUCUGAGACGGGAGGCUACGCUGGUUACACGGGCACGCCAUGGAAAGUCAGGAACUACUCUGAAGGGAUCAUUGGGUUACAUGAGGAGAUCAAUGACUUCUACCAGUAUAUCUCCCCACGGCCGGAGGAGGAGAAGAUGAGGCUGGAAGUGGUAGACAGGAUCAAGGGAGUCAUCUAUGACCUCUGGCCCAGUGCUGAGGUCCAGGUGUUUGGGAGUUUCAGCACUGGUCUUUAUCUGCCAACGAGUGACAUUGACCUGGUGGUUUUUGGAAAAUGGGGGACGCUCCCACUCUGGACUUUGGAGGAGGCUCUCCGGAAGAGGAAUGUUGCAGAUGAGAACUCCAUCAAAGUUUUGGACAAGGCCACGGUUCCCAUCAUCAAGCUGACUGACUCGUUUACUGAAGUCAAAGUGGACAUCAGCUUUAACGUGAAGAGCGGCGUGAAAGCAGCCCGGCUCAUCAAGGAAUUCAAAGAGAAAUACCCUGUGCUGCCUUACCUGGUGCUGGUGCUGAAGCAGUUCCUGCUGCAGAGGGAUCUCAACGAGGUUUUCACCGGGGGAAUCGGCUCCUACAGCCUCUUCCUCAUGGCUGUCAGCUUCCUGCAGCUCCACUAUAGGGAAGAUGUUUGUAGUCCCAACACCAACAUCGGGGUCCUACUCAUCGAAUUCUUUGAGCUCUACGGUCGCCACUUCAACUACCUGAAAACCGGCAUCAGGAUAAAAGAUGGAGGCUGCUACGUUGCCAAAGAUGAGGUUCAGAAGAACAUGAUGGAUGGCUACAGACCCUCCAUGCUGUACAUUGAGGAUCCCCUGCAGCCAGACAACGACGUUGGCCGGAGUUCAUACGGUGCCAUGCAGGUGAAACAGGCGUUUGACUACGCCUAUGUGGUGCUCAGCCAUGCCGUGUCCCCCAUCGCUAAGUUCUAUCCCAAUAAUGAGACAGAGAGCAUACUUGGUCGAAUAAUCCGGGUGACUCAGGAGGUGGAUGAAUACAGGGAAUGGAUCAGCAAGCAGUGGGGGAGCCAGUCUCAGAACGACCCACCACUCAACAGAAAUGAUGUCACGCUGCUGGUGGAGCCCCAGCAGCUCGACGAGUGCAACAACAACGUUCCAGAUGAUGAUGUGGUGGUUCUACCACCGGUUCCCCGCAGCAAAACCUCCUCCAACUCCUCCUCUCCAUCCCCUUCAGUGCAUUCCUCUCCCUCCUCUUCACCGCUGUCGCAAUCCUCCUCCUCCACCGCCUCCAGCUCCAGUGACGCGGACUCUGACGGUACCCCUUGUAAGACAGCCAAGCAACAGUCUGGCCGGGGCUCCAGCACCCACAGAGAAACGUCCAGCGGCGUCACCAAUCAUCGAACACAGAGCCACUCCACCAGCACUCCACCAGGAAGCAACAAGGGAGGGAAGGCCAGGACGUCUCGUUCCCACCACAAGAGCGGCCACCACGGGCAGCAGAACUCCUCCUCCAGCACCAAAGGUCAUCAGAGCCACAAGCCACAUCACCAGGGCAACAGCAAGAAGAGGAAAAAUCAGCGGGACUCCACGCAAGAGGACCUCUGCAGAUAGGGGCCAGCUCACCGCCCCCCGUCCUUGUCUACUACUGACUGACUGACUGACUGUCCUACUUCUGCUGCCAGACUCCAGCCUGUGGAGGUUGUUAGUAGUAUUCAGCAUCUUUAUUGGUCUCUCUCUCAAGCUUUUUUUGGGGGGACGAGCAACGUUUUAUAGCAGAAAAAUGAACAAAAAAAGAAAUAUUAUAGGAAAGUUCUUGGACCUGAACUGAAAUCAUGAAGGAUUAACUCAAUUGCUUCACAGUGGCUUCUUUUAUGGAGUCCUUUUCCCCACAACCAGCACCGACACAAUAUGCCUCUUGCGCCUCCAGGUGUACAGGAGGAGACAGGACAGGUGUCUGGGAUCUACUGUGGAGCAGUCCCUGGAACUGCUGGAUGUACUUUUCAGUGAGGAAGAUAAAAUGAUUAACAAAAAAAAAAUAAAUAAAAAAAGAAAGAAAAUAAAGAAAAGAAGAAAAAGAGGCAAAUGACUAAAAAUGUACAAAAACCUUAUGUUGGGGAAAAAAACAUGUACACAGAUUUUUAAAGAUGGUAAAACUAAAAAUGCAAUCGUGAGAGUUGGGACAUAACUUAUGCAUGAGAUUUCUUUUUGUUGAUGGGUGGUCUGUUUUUGUUAUGUCUGAACAAAUUAUACAAAGAUUUGUACAAAAAAGACAAACAAGCAAAAACUCUUUAAAAAAAAAAUACAAGUAAGAGGAAAUUGUUUCAUAUUACCUUUUUACAAGAUAUACCAAUUCAAGACAUGUAGGCGUACACAUUUUUUACCCCCCUGGUUUUUGGCAAAGCCAAGAGCUGGCCUGGGUCCCAUUGCCAACAUAAAUCAUCAGCAUCUGUUUCUUACUCCUGAUUGCUCUCUGUGAGUGUGUUACAGUGUUAGCAUUUAGCCAUUAGUGAGCUAAUGCACACGCACAGCCCUAUAGAUGACUGGAUGGAGCCUGAUGUUUUCACACAGCUCGAUAGCACAGCCACACACAGUUUAGAGGCUUUAAGACUACAGGUUUAAAUUAGUAAGGGGUGAUAAUGGUUUUAUUGAAAAAUCCUACACUUGAAAAAAAAAAAAAAGAAAGUGUUAACGAUCCAACGGUGGGUGGUAAUCUAUUCCCUUGGUAAUUUACCUACUAUAAAAUCAUUUGUAUUUGUUAAAUGUAUUUAUUUUUUUAUUAAUUAUAUGGAUAUAGUAUGGAUAUGAUACGUAUUAUUAACAUUAGAGCCCGUAUGCUUGAGUCCUGCAUUUGAGAUAGGAUAAGUUGAGAUAUUUGGGGGGGGGGGUUAAGAGUGGGUGGGGGGUAUGGUUCAUCAGGUGAGAUACAAUGUCACAGUAAUGUUAUUUCAUUGCCUUUUCUUUCAGUGAUAGUGACCAAGUUACUUUGAAAAAUUGAGACCAUUUUACAAGUCAUAUGGUGGAGAAAAAAAUGUGUUUUAUUACGUGGCUGGUCUACUUACUUUAAAAGGGAGCUGUAUCUUUUUCCUUUUUUUGUCUUUUUUUUUUUUUUUUUUUUUUUUUUUUAAAUACAUCAGCAACAAACACUUCUUUGGUUAUGUCAACCCCCCACUCUCAUUGCUGUACAACAACUAACCUGUAGAUGGGGCCAUCGCUCCAGUCUGAGUCCUCACAAGAGUUUGCGCUUGUAUACUGCAUUUGGAUACUUGGAUGGUUAAUUUACGCGUUACUUCCGUGAUAAAAAUGGUUUUAUAUAGUGUCACAGUUGAAUGAGCAGCUCCACAUAGACAACAUGUGCUUGCUUCAGAGGGUAACACAACAAAGCACACCACAACCACCUGGUCGUCUCACCCCCCCCAAACGUCCCACGGUAAAUACAUUUGGCCAGCAAUAACUACCACCUUACUGUACCUACUUGUCAGACAUUAACUGUCACUGUACUGGACAAAUACCAGACUACUACAAUUAUAUUCACCACCACAAUCAUCACAGUGACCACCGCCAUACUCAAGGCACUAAAGUGAAAGACGGCAUAGCUACUCAUUCCUCGGCAAGUGUGCUUUUCUUUUACUUUUUGUUGAGUCGAUGCGCUAUUGGUGUUGAAAAUGAGCAAGUGAUGGUGGUACCCACACUCACCCCUUCCUCCUCCGCAAUACAGUUACGGUUUAAAUGCAGUAUAUAAGUGCUGGCCUGGAGGUGGAUGGACAGAGAGGAAAGGUGAAAUCUGUCAGCAGUGCCAUCUGAAUGUCCUUCGAUCAUCUUCUCACCUCACUGCGGGAAUACUUCAAAACCCACCUGUACUCAUCUGAAUUGUUGUUUCUCUGCAGCUAUUACAGUUCAUGCAAUAAACAAACACAGUACAAUUAAA